This is a messenger RNA of Geosmithia morbida, 2154 nucleotides long. RefSeq lists its product as uncharacterized. The record is from RefSeq and is a predicted model, not a curated record. NCBI's taxonomy places the organism in Eukaryota, Fungi, Ascomycota, Sordariomycetes, Hypocreales, Bionectriaceae. The transcript has 3 exons. The coding region runs from base 1 to 2154 and encodes 717 amino acids.
AUGAAGGCAGCGUGGAAGACGAGCCAUGCGCCUGAUGGGCGCAUGUCCAGUCCCGCCAACAUGGAUCGCGAUCACCGUAGUAUCCGUGGGCGCAUAUCAGGCCCUAUACCCAUCGCAAGCUCCAUCGACAGCGACACCUUGGCCGACCUUCCCCUUCCGCCCGACGCCGCAGUUGCCAGGACGCUUACUCCGCCCAUGCUCGUCGAGGACAACGACGAAUCCCCGGAUCGGACCCCGGAAAGGAACAACAUGCCUUCGACUCCGCCAAGCGUCCUCUCGCGCCAUAUCCACAUUGCCCACGACUCGAAGCCCUCUAGUCGUGCCAGUAAUGCCAUCAGGGACGUGCACCCGCCCCGUGUCAUCCACCAGAUGGAUCAGUCUUCGGCAACCAUUCGCGCCUCGAUGACGAGCAACGGCACCGCCGAGACUUUCGAGGACAAGCCACAGCGGAGCAGGUCAAUGCUCAGGGGUGCCAUUGGGAAACUGUUCGGCCGUCGCAAGAAGUCCGUGAGCCAGAUAACUCCUUCUGUCAAGAGCAGCUACCGGCAGCCUCCCGAGACGUCUCCCCCGCAUAGGAGAAGUAAAUCGGAAGCUGUACCUGGCAUGAAUCAGAAGGGGCCUCUAAGCCGGGAACGUCCCGUGUCAGUACCUCUCCAGGAGCUAACUGAGCCUACGCGCUCAAGCCCCACGGGCAGCGGCAGGCUACAGAACGUCGACAGCACUAGGACCUCGUACGGUGCCGGACGUAACUUCUCCAGAGGCCGUGCUAGCACUUCGCCAUUCCGUCCUUUGGAAACACGCCCCGGGGAGCCUACCGGUCUGACACCUCGACCUGCGAGCAGCAGUGGGCGCAUCAACAAGGGGCAGUCCCAGGUGGAAAAUCCCGAGGAGAUUGGGCGUGCCAUUACCAUGGAUUCUACAGGUCUCAAGAGGCGGAGCCGGAGCCUAUCCGUGCUCUUUGACAGUGAUGGUGGGGCGAAUGAGAAGGUCGGUGUUGAAAACGAUAUCCGUUACUGGAGAAAGAGUUACGAGUCGGUGGACAGGUCUCAGCUCUCGACGGCACAUCAGGACGACGGAAACCACGUCAUUCAGCCGGUCGAGGAAGCGGGAAUGGAUAGGGAUAUGAAUGUUCAGGUGGAGGACGUGAAUGCGGAAGUGGAGGACAUAGAUAUGGAAGUGGAAGCACCACCGCCAGAGGCGCAUACCGAAACCGCAAACCCCAUAUUCGACAUGUCCUGCAUCAAUGAGCUCUCAGGGACGAAGCUUACCCAAGCUGCCAACACGCAGACUACCAUGCUGAACAUUGAGAGAAGGUUGGUCCAGCUGGAGCAGGAUGUGGCAGACCUGUCACAAAGCCAGAACCAGCCGGACCUGGACCCCGAUCAGUCGCCUGGUAAGGGCAGCUCGGCUGAGCGCAAUAAGAGGAACCGGACUCUCCCAUUACGAGACUCAGAUUCUUCGGCGCUGUGGUACAACGACAGCCAGACGGCCGCGUCUGUGGCAAAUUCGACCUCAACUGGCCGGCCACCGUCCAUUUCGACGAUCCGCGGCGCCGCGAGGGCUACCUCGAUGACGAGGGACAUAAACGGCCCCUUCACCGUGGACCACUACGCAACCCUGAUAUCGCUGCUGGAAACGGAGCGAUCUGCACGAGAGGCGCUCGAGGACAAGGUCAGGGGUCUGAACAACCAGGUCAUGCUCCUGUCCAAGGCCAUCGAUGCGGCGUCUCGCGGCGGCCUUGGCAAGGCGUCCAAGAUGUCCCUCGGCUCGGUCUUCAACGACGAUGACGACGGUGGCGUGGGAGUCGACGGUCACGACGACGAGCAACACGGGUACAGGACUAUACCGACCACAAGGCUUGCGGGAAAGCGAGUACGACACAGCGGUUCAGCCAGCAGCUCGCAUAUGGCGAACCACUCGGAGGCGGAAAGCAGUAUCAACACCCUUGAGAACGACGAGUCUGCCUCGUACUAUGCCACCCCCUACGAGUACGAGGACGACGCGGAAGACGAUGGUCGUCAGAACUAUGGGAACGUAAACGGAACCACCAAGGCGGACCGGACCAUGUCGCUGUCACAACUGACGAUGAAGUCGCCUGCCCAGGUGACACAUGACCCCCUGCCUUCUGAUGGGUGGCCUAGGAUCUUUGUUUAA